AAUAAUUAUUUAAGAUGGAAAAAUCUAAAAAUGAAAUUUUGUAAAUUAAUAACAGCAUAUAUUAAUAAACUCUCAUAUUUCCAACAUUAUUAAUUUAUAAAAAAAAUUUACUGUAUCUAUGCGUACAUUUUUGUAUAAACAAAAUUUACAAAACUUUAGAAACUUUUUAUAAUCCUCCUUUUAUGGUUUAUAUUGUUUCUAUAUAAGUUCCUUAGUGUAUAUUAUUUUCUUGGUCAACUAUAUACAUAUAUACAAAUCUAGAAUCUAUUGUAACUUCCAUAUCUGCAAAAUAUCCCAUUCAAAAUGGGAAACGUAUUGAUAUGUUACUUUAAAUACGGAAUUAGUUUGCUAAUAAUGUUGACCAAAUCAUUUUUAUAUACGUUUUAACCGAUUUCCAUGAAUAUUCUCUCCUCCACUACUUUCUUCCACCAACAAUGAUCCCCAAAGAAGAAGUUGAGCCGCCGCAGAAAAAGGCCAAGAUUCCACCACCACCACCACCGCCGCCGCUUAACCAUCAACCAUGUCUCUCCUUUUCUUCACUUCCAAACGAUAUCACUUUGAAUUUCUUCGCACGUAUCCCAAAAUCUUAUUACCCUAAAAUCUCCCUCGUCUCCAAAACCUUUCGUUCUCUCCUCUCUUCCUCAGAGCUCUAUGCCGCACGUUUUCAAAUGGGAACCACCGUGACCUGCCUCUACAUCUGUCUAGAGUACUCCACCGAGCACUUCACCGAUCCAUCUCCACGAUGGUUCAGUCUCUAUGUGAAACCUAAACGAAACCUAACCGAUGGUAGAACUAGAGAGAAAUCAAGUGGAAACCUCUUGGUUCCUGUUCCCAAACAUUCUCCACCUCCUCCUCCUCCACAUGCGUCUUCGACCAUAAUGACUGGCUCGCAAAUCUACGUAUUCGGUGGACCAUUGGACGAUAACGUAAGACGCUACUCCUCAGCUGUUCGGGUUUAUGAGUGUAGGAAUAAAACGUGGCGAAAUCUUCCUAACAUGAAUAUGGAGAGGUUCUAUGCGUCUGCAUGUGUCCACGACGACAAGAUUUAUGUAAUGGGAGGAUGUAUAGCUCGGUCUGAGCACGAAAGUUGGUUUGAGAUGUUCGACAUCAAGACACAGACCUGGAAAACCUUACCGCCGAAUCCUGACCUUCAUGUACGGUUGGGGUGCAAGAAGGUUCGCAAAAUCGGUGUGGUGCAUGAAAAGAUUUACGUAAAGACUGAGAUUGAGCUCUGUGAUUGGGUCUAUGAUGUGAAGGAAAAGAAAUGGAGCGUUGCGGAUGUGGGGUUGAGUGUAAAUUGGUCGAACUCUUGGUGCGUGAUAGACAAUGUGAUGUUUUCUUACUCUCGCUUGAGGUAUGUGUGGUAUGAUUUAAAGAAUGGCACGUGGAAAGAUGUGAGAGGUUUGGAAGUGCUGAAGAAGUAUCGUAGUUUUAGUAGUCAUGUUAAUCCGAAUGGUAGAGUUGGUAGUGUGGUUGAAUUAGUGAACUAUGGUGGGAAACUCGUGAUUAUUUGGGAUAGGUUUGAGCGGCGUGGUCGUAGUCAGAACAAGAACAUCUGGUGUGCGGUGGUUGCGUUGGAAAGAAUCCAUGAAGGUUUUUGGGGGAAGAUUGAGUGGUUCGAUGUUGUGCAUACUGUCCCCAAGUCAUAUGAGUUCUUGCGUUGUCUACCCGUUUUGGUUUGAUGACUCUUACUUAGUCAAGCUAGUAGAGUCAUCCUUAACUUGUGCUUUGUUUUGUAUUUAGACAUUGACUUUUCUAGACAUUGCUUCAGUUUUCAUUUUGAAUCGAUUUGAGAAUAGUAUAUGUAUUGUGUGUUUGUGACUACCCCUAUGCAUUUUUUUUUUGAAACACUUUUUUUUUAAACACACCCCUAUGCAUUUUGUUAGCUUAAUUCUGGUUACAAAGUAAACUAAGGUGAUACAAACUCACUUGAGGCAAAGUCUCUAUGGGGAUGAUUGGUUGGAGCUGUAGAUGCUCUGGACAGUUAAAAUUUAGUCUACAACUAUAUAUGUCAACCAAUCGAGCUUUGCUUUCUUUAAAAAACUCACAGCAAAAAAAAUUCUGCAAAAUCAAAAUAUGGUUGUAGAGAGCUUUAUUUCCAGAGCAAAAAAUUAGUGCUUUAGAAAUCUACAGCAAGGAAAGCUACAUCAAAUAAAUCUACAGAUUAAAUUCUACAGCAAAAAAUAUAAAGCUACAGCACUUACCAAUCUUCCCCUAUGUUUUGUCCUUUUAAUGUCUUCAUCUUAAUAACAUUUGUUCACCUUGAAGUGAAGAAAUAUUCUCAUAAACUUAACCUAUUAAUUUGUUCAUGUUGUUCAUUACUCGUUAAUUAUAGAGGAAUGAUCCGUCCUCUAAUAUUUUCGUUAUUCUAUUUUAUUUGCUCCUCUCGUUCUCUGUUUGUAUUCUUACGAAUGAUUGAUUUGAAUAAUUUCUUUGAGUAUAGCAAGGUCGGCUUAACAAUAUAAAGGGUCUUUGGACAAAAAAAAUAAAUUAAGCCCCUAUAAUUAAUUUAUUUUAUCAAAUAUUAUUAUAUAUAUAUAUAUAUCAACUUAUCUAAAUUUACUCAUUUGUUUGCGCUUUUAAAUAUAAAAAAUAGACUAUUAUUAUUUUUAUUAUAUAAAUAUGAAAUUUAAAGUGCAAACAAAAAAAAUUAGGCCCCUGAUGUAAAAAAAAAAAAAAUCAGGGCUUUUUAUAUUACUAAUUUUUUUUUUACUUUAGGCGGCCCCGAGCAGGUACACUGCUUGCCCUGGCACCUAGGCCGGCGCUGAGUAGUAGGUAAGCAGCUACUAAAGUUUACUUUCUAAGUUGAAUCACAAGGAAGUAAACUAAGGUUACUCAACAACACAUAUGAUCAACACCAAAUUAUAGGCCCCUAAGGCAUGUGUUUUCUUGCGAUGUGUAGCCAUUUCGGUUUUGAUGACUAGGAAAAUUAUUAUUUGAUCAAGUUUCGUGGAACCAAUGUUCAUCACUGAUUUUCACAAUUUCAAAAUGUGAGCAUCCUAUGUUUGCGACAAUGCAAUUUAGGUCAAUAUAUAUAUAGCUGGGUUAAUUCCAUUAUAUCUUAGCUCAAACUAUAGUGUUAUGCGCCAUUCUCGAGUUAGCAUCAAGCGGCCACACUCGCUCAAGAACUUAAUUGGUGUAUAGCUGAAGAAAUUCGACUUAAUCUUCAUACCAACUCCGGAUCCAUUCUUUGAGUAGAGGAUAUACACAUUUUUAUGCCAAAGAUUCAUCUCUUAAACAUACGCGAUGAAAAGUAAAAUUUAUCUCUGUUGAGUAUGUGAAAGACAAAGGUUACAAAUCUUAUUGCACCGUGACUCACAUUCCAGUGUAGAGACUGUUGAUAUCUAACAGUGGAGAUGGAGCCAUUAAGGUCUGGAAGAAAAAAUAACCAUGAUGGACUGU
Molecule: messenger RNA, 3402 nt
Organism: Brassica napus (rape)
Lineage: Eukaryota; Viridiplantae; Streptophyta; Magnoliopsida; Brassicales; Brassicaceae
Product: F-box/kelch-repeat protein At4g29370-like
Exons: 1
Coding region: 435-1682 (415 amino acids)
Molecular function (GO): protein binding
Source: RefSeq, a predicted model, not a curated record